This is a messenger RNA of Larimichthys crocea (large yellow croaker), 3881 nucleotides long. RefSeq names its product basonuclin zinc finger protein 1 (gene bnc1). The record is from RefSeq and is a predicted model, not a curated record. The transcript has 5 exons. Gene Ontology annotation, cellular component: nucleus. Gene Ontology annotation, biological process: regulation of transcription by RNA polymerase I. The coding region runs from base 220 to 3474 and encodes 1084 amino acids. NCBI's taxonomy places the organism in Eukaryota, Metazoa, Chordata, Actinopteri, Sciaenidae.
GAGAGAGAGAGAGAGAGAGCGAGAGAGAGAGAGAGAGAGAGAGAGAGAGAAGACAGAGAAGCAGAGUACAUGUGUGUCCGUGUUGUUGAAGGAGAUGCUGCUGGGUGUGAUGGUUCUUUUGCAUUAGUACUUGAGCAGACAGGAGAGUUGGAGCCAGUCAUUUUGUGGGACUCACGGGGAAUGGCAAACUCCACGGUAUCCUUGGAAACAUCCGACUAAAUGACAAUGGCUGAGGCUAUCUGCUGCACUUUGGUGAACUGUAACUGUGACAGCUUCAAACCUGGAAAACUGAAAAGGAGGCAAUGUGAAAACUGCAAGCAUGGCUGGGUAGCACACGCCCUGAGUAAACUGAAGGUGCAUCACAUGUACCAGAGCAGCCAGGUGGAGAUUGUGCACUCCAACGUAGUGUUUGAUAUCUGCAGCCUGAUGCUGUACGGCACCCAAGCCAUCCCAAUCCGCCUCAAGAUCCUCCUGGACCGCCUCUUCUCUGUCCUCAAGCAGGAGGAGGUUAUCCAGAUCCUCAACGCACUUGACUGGACACUGCAGGACUAUAUACGAGGAUACGUGCUCCAGGAUGUAGCAGGGAAGGUGUUGGACAGGUGGGCCAUCAUGACAUUUGAGGAAGAGAUUGCCACACUGCAGCAGUUCCUGCGUUUCGGUGAGACAAAGUCUAUAGUGGAGCUAAUGGCUCUGCAGGACAAGGAGGGCCAGGCGGUAUUGGUUCCCAGCACCCGCACCAACUCAGAUAUCCGCACUUUCAUUGAGCGCAACACCCCACGUACUGCUGCCAAUCUCUCUACAUCCAAAGUUGAUAAGCUGAGCGGCAACAGCAUGCACCACUUUGAGAACUUUAUCAACAGCAUGGCUUUCAUGCUUCCAUUCCAGCUGUUAGGCUCUGUUCCUGCACCAUUUCUGGGCACACCAACAGGGGCACUGCAGCAGCAACACCAGCAGCCAUGUCGUGGAUCAAUGGAGCAACAGAGUCAGAGACGAGAUGAUCAAGGGCAGGACGGUUUGGGGAGGGAAAACCCCAUAUCUCUUUCACACCCUCCACAGAGCAGUUUGCUAAGUUCCACCUCUGUCUUAUUCACUGCUGAUCAUGACCAAAGUGGAGACCAGCCAAUGGACAGCCUCUCCACCACCACAAAGGUUGAGGCAGAGGACUUCUCCACUAGUGACAACUAUUCGGAUGGACCCUCUACACCAUGCACACCCUCCAUGAGCUCUGAUGUAACACAGAUGUCACCUGAGGGCAAAUUGCGCUCCCUGGAAAGGAAUGGGAGCAGCAGUGGAGGGGUCUCAGGAGGUGGUGGUGGGGGCUCUCUAAAGAAGGGUCGAGUAUUUUGCAAUGCCUGUGAGAAGACAUUCUACGACAAAGGCACACUGAAAAUCCAUUACAAUGCAGUGCACCUGAAGAUUAAGCACAAGUGUACAAUCGAAGGCUGCAACAUGGUCUUCAGCUCAUUGCGUAGUCGCAAUCGCCACAGUGCCAACCCAAACCCACGGUUACAUAUGCCCAUGAACCGUAACAACAGAGACAAAGACCUGCGUGGUAGCUUGUCUGCUGAUGAGAACUCUCAAGGAGAGAAGAGGUCUGAAUAUGGAAGCCCUAUCUCAGUCUGCACUACAGAAAGCCAUAAAUCAGUGCCCAGCUACAUGGUGAGCCAUGUGGACACUAGCUCCAAACUGCACAACAGCUCAUUUCCAAACAUGGGCCAGAGUGGCAUCCUCUUCCCCAAUUUAAAAACAGUCCAGCCAGUUCUGCCAUUCUACCGCAGCCUGGUAACCCCAGCAGAGCUUGCAAAUACCCCAGGAACACUACCCUCCCUUCCUCUGUUGUCCUCCUCUGUACCUGUCAAACCCAUCACAGCCCCUGAACCCUACAUGACAGACCCUAUACCAAAGAAAAAGUCUCGGAAGUCAAGCAUGCCAAUAAAGAUAGAGAAGGAGGUGGUGGAGCAAGAUGAACAGAUGGAUAAGGACAGCAGCUCUGAAGAUGAGAUUCCUUUACAGAGCAGGGACAAGGAAGAGUAUGAUAGCCGAGGUAGUCGAGCAGAUGGGCACAUGUGUGCCAGACAAGCUGGGGAGGAGAAGGAUGCAAGAGAUGCUUACACUGGUGAUGAGAAGGAAAGGGUGGGUGCCAAGCAUCUGUCGGACCAAACCAUAAGUAGACAGAUUACAGAGAGAGAGGACAAAGAUGAUGGACCAAGGCAAGCUGAAACAGGGGUCAUCGCCUGUGCAUCCCCCAUUUUUGACAAUAGACUGAAUGAGAGUCACUGUGACAACAACUUACUUAGUCAGGAACCCAGUGGCAAUGAAGAAAGAGAGGACAGGGAGCAUGCAAACUCUCUGCAUGCAUCUGACAAGAUUACAGAGCUCAGGUGGGAUGAGGGUGAGCACAGGCUCACUAACGGGGCAGCUCCCCAGCUCACAGACCAUGAUAGGGAUGGAUCCGAUGGCUGCGUAGACGACCAUGGUGACUCAGGUUUGUCUCAGCUCGACCCCAACGCUGACCUGCCACACCACUGUGAGAUUUGCAGUAAGACCUUUAAGAACCCCUACAGUGUCAAGAUGCACUACCAAAAUGUCCAUCUGAAGGAGAUGCACAUGUGCACAGUGGAUGGCUGCAAUGCUGCCUUCCCCUCCCGCAGGAGUCGAGACAGACACAGUGCCAAUUUGAACCUUCACCACAAGCUUCUGACCAAAGACUCAUUCAGCAUAGCGAACACCCUCUACACGUCCUCAUCCCACUCUAGAGACAGAGACUCUGUUGGCCUAGACUACUGCCAAGACCAGCGGGACAGAGAUCUGCUCCAUCGAGACCCAAGUAGCCAGACCUCUGUCAUCUUCCGCGGACACAACCGUAUGGGCCUGGUCUUCCCUAUGAGCAAAAUGUCUACUGCAUCAUACAGUGCUGAGGCAUCCCCUUUAGGAGAGAUGGAGGGAUUAGGAAUAGGCAGAGAAAUUGGUGGAAGUGGGGAUGAUGGGGCAGUCCUAGACCUGAGCACCUCUUCCUCUGCACCACCUCAUGGCAAUGGCAGUGCUCGAUCUUCUUGGGACUCAGAUGGAGCCGGUAGUGAGGAAGGAGAAGGGAUUGAAGAGGAUGAGGAGGUGCUCCCCAUGGAGGACAGUGAUGAAAGCUGUGAUGGGAUUAGUGUGGGGAGGCCUGGAGGUGAGGAGUUACCACCUGGGGGAGAGAGGACCCUGGGCUGCAUCGGGGGAGGACAAGUUGGGCUUCAGGGCAGUGGCAGUGGAUCUCCAAUAACCUGCCACGUCUGCCAAAAGGUCUACAGCAACAAGGGCACAUUCAGAGCCCAUUACAAGACUGUGCAUCUUCGACUGCUCCACAAGUGUAAAGUCCCAGGCUGCGAUACAUCCUUCUCCUCUGUGCGAAGCAGAAACAGGCACAGCCAAAACCCAAACCUUCACAGGAACCUUGCUGUCAGCUCAGGUCCUGUAAUAGACCAGGAGUAGGGAUUUGAACUUUAUGCCAACAUGACUGAUUUCUAAUUGUCUUUUUGUUGUUGUUGUUGUUGUUGUUGUUGUUUUGUUUGUGGGCACCUAAAGAAGGCACACCAAUUAGCACUUUUAUAAUUCCAUAUUGUCAUCCAUCCUGUUGUCAUAUUUUGGGAAAAAAAGAGAACAAAAAUUACAAUCAUGAGUUCAUCCAUUGUGACAAAUACUACUUUUUUUUUGGAACAGAUGCAACACAAAAAAAUGCAUUUACAUGCAUCUUUCUGUGACACAACAUCAACAUGUAAAGAGCAAAUAAAACAUACACCUGUCAGUCAUCAGUCAGCAUUGAUUGAGCGUUCUUAAUCAGCAUUGAUCUCAAUCUGUUAUUAAGCGGUACUGAUUUGUUUGUAUUGGUUUGCCUUACA